AUGGAAGUCGUCGCCGCGGUAGCCGCGUGGGCUGUCACUUCUGUGUGCCAAAACGCUGGUUCGGAGCACUGGCUGUCGGCCGUGUGCCGGCGAGACGGCAAUGCAACAGAUCUCGCCGGAAGACUAUCCCCUGGUGCUGCCAUCUAUACUCCUGGGUCCGACGGUUUCAUCAACGCCACUUCUCGAUGGUCUGUAUUUGAUGCGCCCACAGUAAACAUCGUAGUCGUUCCGGCUACGGAAAACGAUGUGGCUGAGACGGUAAAAUAUGCCAAUGAACAGGAUGUUCCGUUCCUCGCAGUCACCGGCGGUCAUGGUGCAAUCACCACUGUUGGUCGGAUGAAGACAGGGAUUGAAAUUUGGAUGAAUCACCUGCAGGAUAUUGAGAUCUCUGCAGAUGGCGCGUCGGCUAAGAUUGGAGGGGGUUCUCUAUCGAAACGAAUACUCGAUACUCUCUGGGCCGCUGGGAAACAGACAGUGACCGGUAGCUGUGAAUGCACCAGUCUACUUGGGCCAGGAUUAGGUGGCGGUCACGGAUUCCUCCAAGGUCGACACGGACUUAUCGCAGACCAGUUUCUUUCCAUGAACAUUGUGUUUGCAAAUGGAAGCCUGCAUCACAUCGACAAAAAGACGGACGCAGAUUUGUGGUGGGCCAUGCAAGGCGCUGGGCAUAAUUUCGGCAUUGUGACGUCUGUCACGGUCAAGAUCUACGAUAUUGAGUAUAGCGACUGGGCAUACGAGAUGUUCACCGUCACAAGUGAUAAAGUUGAGAAGUUCUACCAAACCAUCAACGCCGCCAUACCCAAUAACGGAUCACUACCUGUGAAUGUCAUCCAUUACGGGUAUUUCUACAACGAUCCCACGAUUGACAGCAAGGGUCCCGUUACUGCAUUUUGGAUUCUCCAGGAGGGUGCGACUAGCGUUGAUUCGGUAUAUACUCAACCAUUUCACGACCUCGGGCCGUUUGCUACCGAAGCGGGCAGCGGUAACUACCUGGACCUGCCGGUUUGGACGGACUUGGAUAAUUCAGCUGCGCCAUGUCAGCACACCGGGUUUGCUAAUACACGAUUCCCGGUCGACAUGCAGACGUAUGAUCCUCAAGCUAUGCGCAAAGCAUACGACCUAUUCGCCAAGGCCAGCUUAGAAACACCCGCGUUCAACGGCUCGUUCUUCCUUAUCGAGGGCUACUCGUUGCAAGGGGUCAAAGCAAUACCAAGUGACACGACCGCGGUUCCCUUCAGAGAUGGUAAUUUACUUAUCGCACCGGUCAUUAGAUGGGACCCCAGCGAUUCAACGCUAGCCCAGAAAGCUACUGAUUUGGGAAACGAACUUCGGAACAUCGUUUUUGAGGCCAGCGGCCAGUCCGAACUGCUCACAUACGUCAACUAUGCCUUUGGAGACGAGACAAAGCAGAACUGGUACGGUUUUGAGCAGUGGCGUCAGGACAAGUUGUUGGCCGUGAAGGAUAAGUAUGACCCACUGCGAAAGUUCAGUUUCUAUGCGCCAAUAGCGUAA
Messenger RNA from Neoarthrinium moseri, 1512 nucleotides. RefSeq lists its product as uncharacterized. Lineage: Eukaryota; Fungi; Ascomycota; Sordariomycetes; Amphisphaeriales; Apiosporaceae. Gene Ontology annotation, molecular function: FAD binding. The record is from RefSeq and is a predicted model, not a curated record. The transcript is spliced from 4 exons. The coding region runs from base 1 to 1512 and encodes 503 amino acids.